Molecule: messenger RNA, 1050 nt
Organism: Ramularia collo-cygni
Lineage: Eukaryota; Fungi; Ascomycota; Dothideomycetes; Mycosphaerellales; Mycosphaerellaceae
Exons: 1
Coding region: 1-1050 (349 amino acids)
Molecular function (GO): oxidoreductase activity
Source: RefSeq, a predicted model, not a curated record
AUGGCGACCACAGAAGCAAAAGCCUGGACCUAUACCAAUGGCUACCCGCAAAGCCUGUCGCUCAACACUUACAAAAUCAACCAAGACGACGUAAAAGACAAUGUCCUUCUCAAAGUCGAAGCGUGCGCACUCAAUCCUGUUGAUAUCCAGAUGAUGAACACUCCCAUAGUCUGGAAAUACUCCUCAGGCCCCAAAGGCACUGUCUGUGACUUUAGCGGAUCGAUUGUCUCGCCUGGAAAGACGAGCUUCAAGCCUGGCGAUGAAGUGAUGGGUCUGACACUGGCACCCUUCGCACGACCCACUGGUGGCGCGCUCUCGGAGUAUGCAGAGCUGGAUCCCUCUGCUAGUGUCAUAGUCGUGAAACCCAAAGAGUGGAGUUUCGAGAAGGCGGCGGCGAUCCCUCUCGUUUGGCUCACUGCGGUGGUAUGCAUUGACAGCGUUGCGCCAUUCGUGGAGAAGACGUCGAGCAAGAAAGUUGCCAUAUUGGGGGGAAGCUCUUCCACAGGGAUCUACAGUAUUCUCCUGGCCAAGAGACGCGGCUGGAAUGUCGUCUCGACCUCUUCUGGACGGAACAAGGAUUUUAUCAUAAACGAUCUCAAAGCGGAUGCUCAUGUCGACUACACCACUCAGAAUGUCCGCGAGGGAGUAUCGGCUUUUCAGCCGGAUGCUGUGAUUGACUGCGUGGGUGGCACGGAAUGCAUAGGCCUGCCUUCGAGUAAGCGAUAUACUACCAUUGUGGGCGAUAAGACUGGCCGUUUGACGAUGGGAGGCCCAUUCACCUACUUUGACUACAAACACCCCAUUGUGGCCGCUACACAGUGGAUGCGAUGGGCCAAGGGUCGGUGUGUAAUGGGAGAGAGCUAUGAUGUGGUGAUUUUGGCGCCGAAGAAGGAGUCGUUGGAGCGGGCUACAAGCACAUUGAGUGAAGAGCACAUCUUCAUUGACAGUGUCUUUCCCUUUGAGGAUGCUCAGAAAGCUUUCGAGAGACUUAAUACGGGACGGGCGAAGGGUAAGAUCGUACUCCGUGUUGGCAAAGAGAGCAAGCUUUGA